Molecule: messenger RNA, 3474 nt
Organism: Pelmatolapia mariae (spotted tilapia)
Lineage: Eukaryota; Metazoa; Chordata; Actinopteri; Cichliformes; Cichlidae
Gene: plod3
Product: procollagen-lysine, 2-oxoglutarate 5-dioxygenase 3
Exons: 18
Coding region: 133-2439 (768 amino acids)
Biological process (GO): peptidyl-lysine hydroxylation
Cellular component (GO): endoplasmic reticulum
Molecular function (GO): procollagen-lysine 5-dioxygenase activity; procollagen glucosyltransferase activity; L-ascorbic acid binding
Source: RefSeq, a predicted model, not a curated record
GGUUGCGAGUAUCGCGAGAGUCGAGUGCCGACUGAGCGGUGAACGUGAAGAGAGAGGGCCGGGGAGAGAGGAGAAAGAGUGGACUAAAGCUACGGCCUACAGUUUAAACGGAGCCGUUUCCAAACAUCCAACAUGUCCUCCUGUUGUCUUCUCUGCUUGCUGGCUCUCGCCUUUUUCCAGGGCGCCGUGUGGGCCGAACAGCGGAAGCUUUCUCCAGAAAACCUGCUGGUCAUCACCGUGGCAACAGAGGAGACGGACGGCUACCUGCGCUUCAUGAGGACAGCCCGAGAGUUCAACUACACUGUGAAGGUCCUGGGUCUGGGCGAGGAGUGGAAGGGAGGCGACGUGGCUCGGACGGUGGGUGGAGGUCAGAAGGUGAGAUGGUUGAAGAAGGAGGUGCAGAAACACUCGGAGAAGACGGAGCUUGUCAUCAUGUUUGUGGACAGUUACGAUGUGAUCUUUGCAUCGGGUCCUGAGGAGCUGCUGUCCAAGUUUUCCCGUAUGGGUCACAAAGUUAUUUUCUCAGCUGAGGGUUUCUGCUGGCCUGACCAGCGCCUAGCCUCCAAAUACCCCGAGGUGCGUACUGGGAAACGCUACCUGAACUCAGGAGGGUUCAUCGGCUAUGCUCCAGAGAUCAUUGCAAUUGUCCAGCAGUGGAAGUACAAAGACAGCGAUGACGACCAACUUUUCUACACCAGGAUCUACCUGGACAAGACGCACAGGACCAAGUUUAACAUGACCCUGGAUCAUCGAUCCCGGAUCUUCCAAAACCUUAACGGAGCUGUUGAUGAGGUCGUCUUGAAAUUUGAGAGGGCAAAGGUCAGAGCAAGGAAUGUCGCCUACGACACGCUUCCUGUUGUUAUCCAUGGCAACGGACCCACUAAGCUGCAGCUAAACUACCUCGGUAACUACGUCCCCACGGCAUGGACCUAUGAAACCGGCUGUGGGAUCUGCGAUGAUGAUGUGCUCUUCUUCAACGAGGAUGAACAGAUGCCUCUGGUCUACGUCGCUGUUUUCAUCGAACACGCAACUCCCUUCAUGGAGGAGUUCUUGGAGCGCCUGUCCACUCUGAACUACCCAAAAACGAGGAUUCGCCUCUUCAUCCACAACAAUGUUGUGUACCACGAGCGUCACAUCCAGAAGUUCUGGGAGCGUCACAGGUCUCUGUUCCCAGACGCCCGGGUAGUCGGACCAGAGGAGAACCUGAAGGAGGACGAAGCCAGAACCAUGGCUGUCGAGGUGUGUAAGAAGGAUCCAGAGUGCGACUACUACUUUAGCAUCGACUCCGAUGUGGCUUUGACGAACCCCGACAUCCUGAGGAUCCUGAUAGAGGAGAACAAGUCUGUCAUAGCACCCAUGCUGUCCAAACACGGAAAACUGUGGAGUAACUUCUGGGGUGCUCUAAGUCCUGAAGGAUACUACUCCAGAUCUGAAGAUUACAUCGAGAUCGUCCAGGGCAAGAGGGUAGGUCUGUGGAAUGUGCCGUACAUCACUCAGGUCUACCUGAUCAAAGGCAGCGUGCUGCGGACUAAACUGUCCCAGGUGAGCCUGUAUAUGGACGAAGGGGGCAUGGACGCUGACAUGGUGUUCUGCAGGAGCAUCCGAGACCAGGUAACACAGACGUUCUCAUUUUUUAGCUGUAAGCACAGUCAGAGUGGAUUACAAAAAAGUUCUUUUGUAAGCAGUAAUGAUGUUGUUUCAUUGAACAUAUGUCCACAGGGAGUCUUCAUGUAUGUGUCCAACCGUGACGAAUUUGGCCGUUUGGUGGCCUCGUCCAGUUUCAACACGUCCAGGCUCCACCCAGACAUGUGGCAGAUCUUCGACAACCCUGUGGACUGGAAGGAGAAGUAUGUCCACGAAAACUACUCCAAGAUCUUUGAAGAUGAGAAGACGUAUGUAGAGCAGCCCUGUCCAGAUGUUUACUGGUUUCCAGCUUUCUCAGACAAAAUGUGUGACCAUAUGGUAGAAACCAUGGAAGACCAUGGCGAGUGGUCUGGUGGAACGCACAAGGAUGAGCGUCUGGCUGGCGGUUAUGAAAAUGUCCCAACUGUGGAUAUCCACAUGAACCAGAUCGGCUUUGAGAAGGAGUGGCUCAAGUUCCUCAAAGAUUAUAUUUCACCUGUCACUGAGAAACUCUAUCCUGGCUACUACCCCAGGGCUCAAGCCAUUAUGAACUUUGUGGUGCGUUACCGUCCAGAUGAGCAGCCUUUAUUGCGGCCACAUCAUGACUCCUCCACCUUCACUAUCAACAUCGCCUUGAACAGGAAGGACAUUGACUACGAGGGUGGAGGUUGCAGGUUCCUGCGGUACGACUGUAAGGUGGAGUCUCCUAGGAAGGGCUGGUCCUUCAUGCACCCAGGUCGACUGACGCACUACCACGAAGGCCUGCGCGUCACCAAAGGGACCAGAUACAUCAUGGUGUCCUUUGUCGACCCCUAAACAUACAGAGCGUGUGCAUAAAAGGCUGCUGGUGUGUCUGUGUGAGCAUGAGAAGAUUAGCCAACCUCAUCAUCAUAUUCAUAAUGGAGGAAAAGACGUGAUGACCUUGAAUGCAUCAUGUUAUUAUUUCACUGUGUCCUUAUUUCAGGUGUACAUAAGAUUUGACUUAUCAUCGUUGACAUUUCAGAGUUUUCUGUUUUUACCUUAUUUUUAUUCCUGACGUUAGUGAAGCAAAUAAAAACGGGAGAUUUGUGGUCUUGAAGGCAUCGCUGUCGGACAUUUCAAAAUAAGAGUCUCAUGCUUAAAUUCAGUUGUCACCGUGCUGCCUUACGUUUUAAAUGUUAACUAAAUCUAUGCAAGCAAAACACACUCCAAGUUGUGUUUCAACAAUCAGCUGUUACACUCCAUCAAACUCUAAAAGAUUAAUGCCACCUGUUGUGCCAAGUAGAGGGUGUUACCAGUAUUAGUGAUGUGCUCGAGGGUAAAUCCACCUCAAAGACAAAUCGGCUGGAUUUGAGCAUCAAUAUUGUAGACAUGCAAAUCCUCAAUAUCAGUUAAUAUGAUACAGAGAAAAAAGAUGGAUAUAAAGAUGCUUUAAAGAAAACCGUGUGAAUGAUGUGCCAAGAAGUCUAUAUGUUUGGUAAAAGUCUGUAAAAACAAGAUUUAAGCAAGUGGAACUCCACUUUGAGGAAUUUUUAGACUCUUACUUUGUAAACUCUAAAGGCCUUUUAUGUAUUUCUGUUUUAUUCUUUGUUGUUUAGUCUUGUUUUUAAAAUUUACAUUUGCUCCUUAGGUUUCCAUGGGGUAGUCAUCAUUAGGGUGUGAAGCGCUGCCUCCUCUUGCAGGAUUAUGUCUUUAUUUAAAAAAUGCUGUGAUGGUUUUUAGUCUGUUUGAGGUGCAGUGUUUCCACCCAGCCUCUGGUUUUCUUCUAUACGUGCCUGUUUAUCAAAAGUCUCUGGCUUUGUACAAACUGCAUUAAAUUAUUUGUUGAUGACUGACUGAAUAAGGUUUUGAGAUUUUAAUAAAAAAAGAACU